AUGGCAGCACAGUCAGCCACGCGAGCCCUCGCGACGAGAAAAACAGAGCCCCCAAAACACCAGUCUCCACCUGAAUCACCGCAGAGUCGUCGAGCCCUGACCCCCCGGAGUCAGUCACCCCCGAGGACCCUGGCCCAUCACCACCAGCAGAACCUCCAGAAGAUGUCUUCGCCCCAGAUGGACGCCCAGAGGACGGAUCCCCAGGUGUCAAUCGUUGGAAAGACCCCGCAGCCGGUCACCCUGGAGGACGUGUCUGCCAGCGCAAGGCCCCCGACGCCCCCGGAGGCGCCCCACGUGGACCGCAGGUCCCCAGAGCCCCCUGCGGUCCCCCCGAACCCCCCGCCAAAUCCUCCGAAGCCAGAUCCCCCUCCGAAUCCCCCCACGGCCUCACUGAACCCGAUUAAAACAGCCCCUGCGUCCCCAAUCAUCCCCAGGAGCAAAUCCCCAGGUGGAAAUCCCUGGCUGAACCCUGGGGACCCCAGGCCCCUGGAGCCAAAUCCUCGCCCCAAGACCCCAAUCCCCAGACAAGUGAGCCCUCACCCCCUCUCUGACGACGAGACUUACGACCCUCCGUCACGCUCGAGGACUCCCGUCUACCCCAGGGUCGUCCCCAGCUCCAAACCACCCCCGGAAACUCCGAAGGCCUUCGCCCUCGACCAAACCCCCAUUUCCUUGAUCAACGAUCAGCACGAGGUGGAGCUCAUCCCCAGGAGGCGCUCCGAGGAGAAGAGGAGUCUGAGUCUCGGGGAUGUCGACGACACUGUCACCAUCACCAAGGUCACCAAGCGUUCGAAGGGGGUGGAGAGGCCGAAGACGCCGGUGACGAGGACGGACACUCCGGUGCUGAGGCCCAGGACUCCCGUGGAGAGACCCAAGACCCCGGUGUUGAGGUCCAGGACUCCCGUCGAGCGGCCGAAGACACCCGGGGCCACGGGCGAGAGGACGAGGCGGAGGAGCGCUCUCGGGGAGCGGGAGAUGGGGGGCGACGAGAGGAUCGAGGGGGAGGGGGAGGAACGACGGAGGAGGCGGAGGAACAACCGCGAUGGGUUCUGCUGGAAGUGCCAUAAGGACGAGGUGGAGAUCGCAUGCAGCACUUGUGUCAGGUAA
Molecule: messenger RNA, 1107 nt
Organism: Diachasma alloeum
Lineage: Eukaryota; Metazoa; Arthropoda; Insecta; Hymenoptera; Braconidae
Product: extensin
Exons: 2
Coding region: 1-1107 (368 amino acids)
Source: RefSeq, a predicted model, not a curated record